This is a messenger RNA of Eufriesea mexicana, 2045 nucleotides long. Its product is annotated as ankyrin-3. Bases 303 to 2045 code for a protein of 580 amino acids. The transcript is spliced from 16 exons. Gene Ontology annotation, cellular component: membrane. NCBI's taxonomy places the organism in Eukaryota, Metazoa, Arthropoda, Insecta, Hymenoptera, Apidae. Gene Ontology annotation, biological process: vesicle-mediated transport. Gene Ontology annotation, molecular function: protein binding. The record is from RefSeq and is a predicted model, not a curated record.
GUCAUCCGGUAAAUCAUGAUGCUCUUACGAUGUGCCUUCGAAUUUCGUAAACACGGAGAGGUGUGUUAAUAUUCUCUUGCGCGUUUAAACAGUCUGUGAUACAAUAGUGUGUCCAAUGUUAAAACAUGUAUUGUUUAUUAUAUACAUAUUACAAUUAAAUUUGACACACGAUAUGUAACCGAAAGUAUGCUAGAUGCACUACGAUGCAAUUACAACAUUAAUGUUAAGUGCACUUAUCCUUUUUCUUGUAACAACAACAAAACGUUAAUCGCGCAAGUUCCUGCUGCACGUGCUCGUCAAACAUGUCUAUGAAGAAAGAAUCGCCUUGGGACGUGGAAUUACAUCUGGCGGCGGCACGUGGAGAUGCAAAGCGUCUUCGAGUUCUGCUAGAUUCUGGACGCGUCCAUGUUGACUGUAAAGAUAAGGAUGGAACGACUCCUUUGAUAUUGGCCGCCGCCGGAGGCCACAUUGAAGCAGUCACCGAAUUGCUGCAACAAGGGGCGGAUCCUAAUGCCAGACGGCUGACGGGCACCACGGCGUUGUUUUUCGCCGCUCAAGGUGGCUACAUGGACAUCGCCAGCCUUCUAUUAGAGCACGGUGCCAUCGUUGAUUCUUGCAGCAUAGACGGCGGUACCCCACUUUUCGUUGCGUGCCAGUGCGGUCACCUAGAUGUUGUGGAAGGUUUGAUCGAAAGAGGCGCCAAUCCAAACGCUUACAUGAAGGAUGGUGCCACAGCAUUAUUCAUCGCCGCUCAAAAUGGCCACGUGCGUAUCUUAGAGGUUCUUCUGGAGCACGGGGCAAAAACAGACGCGGCAAGAACCGAUGGUGCCACGCCUUUAUGGAUAGGAGCGCAAAUGGGACAUGAUCACGUCGUGAGGAGGCUUUUGAAAGCUGGUGCGAAGGUCGAUGCCACCAGACACGAUGGUGCGACCCCGUUGUUCAAGGCAGCACACAAGGGCCACACCGCUGUUGUAGGUGAACUACUUAAGUAUCGUCCAUCCCUCGGUAUUCUUCCAAAUGGUGAAAGUGCACUGCAUGCAGCAGCAUUAACAGGACAAAUGACCGUUACUAGACAACUGGUAGGUGCGGGAGCAGAUCCUUUACUUGUGAACCAAGAAGGCAUUACGCCCCUCCAAUUAGCUAUUAGGCACUCGCAAACACAGGUGGCCAAUUAUCUGAAGGAUAAAUGUCAAAAUAGUAGCACUACAUUUGGUAAAGGAUUUUUACAAGAUGUACACAUUCAAAUGUCUCAAAAUAAAAAACUGAAGGAAGUAUUAAAUGAAGUUGAAGAAGUUCGAGAUUUAAUCCAACUUAUUGCUGAAAAUGUCGCUAUUGUAAAGGAUUUACAUAAUAAUGUUUUAUCAUACACUAAUAAAGAUAUACAAAAAGAAUUGGAAAGUCGAACAUAUACUAUUUCACAAACGUCAUUUCGUAUUCAACGAAAAUUGAGAGAAAUCGGAAAGGAAAUUGCACCAAUUGAUGAUUUAUCUUUAACUAGUGUCAGAGAAGGACCUAUACAUAUACGAAUUAAAGCACUACAAUAUGCAACGAUGUUAAGAUUAUUUUCUGAAAUUAUGGAAGAGUACAACAUAUCUAUGUUAAGAUAUCACGAAAAAUGUCGUUUACUCUUGCAUCAACAAAAAAUGUUAAUCAAAGAACAUAUUACACAUGAAGAAUUGGAAAAAUUACUUAAUGCUCAAGAAAACAAUUUAUUUGUUGACAAUAUUUUAGAAGAUAGUAGAAUUGCAAGGCAACAAUUAUCAGAUAUUCAAAGUAGGCAUAAUGAUAUAAUAAAAAUUGAAAAAUCAAUUGCAGAAGUUAGAGAUAUGUUUACAGAAAUGGGAUUUCUUAUUGAAAGACAAGGAGAACAAUUAAACAGUGUGGAAUAUUUUGCUGGAAGAACAGCAGAUAAUGUUGAUACUGGUCGUAUUGACCUUCAUAAAGCAAAACAAAGGAAUCAAAGACAUAGAAAGAGAAAAAUUAAACUUGGUAUCAUACUUAGUAUAAUAAUUAUUGUUUUCCUAAUGAUCAUCAUCUUUUUAUAG